This is a messenger RNA of Notodromas monacha, 2464 nucleotides long. NCBI's taxonomy places the organism in Eukaryota, Metazoa, Arthropoda, Ostracoda, Podocopida, Cyprididae. The record is from the annotation of a GenBank genome assembly.
AUGUGUGGAUUUCGUUUAGAUGAAGCGCACUGUGUUUAAGAGUGACCGUGCAUUUUACGCAGAGUAUUUCUGAACGCGUUUUAUUUGUUUAUUUUUAAUCUCGGUUACAAAUUCAAGUCGGAAUCCGCCUCAGACAAUGAGAAGUUCCGCGAAAACAUGGACCCAUCGACGCACGGCAUCCGAUGCUGUCAUGUAUCACCACCACCACCAUCAUCACCACCCAUCCAACGACCACGUUCGCAUCGUCAUCAGCGACGACAAGGCUCACGAUGGUGCUCCUCCUCCCGAACACUCCGGAGUACUAAGCAAAUGGACCAACUACAUCCACGGUUGGCAGAACAGAUUCAUGGUACUGCGCACCGGAACAUUGUCGUACUACAAGUCAGAAACUGAGACGAGUAUCGGCUGCAGAGGAGCCAUUUGCAUCAGCAAGGCCAUCAUCAAACCCCAUGAACUGGAUGAGUGUCGAUUUGAUGUUUCGCUCAAUGAUUGCGUUUGGUAUCUCCGAUCCGAGUCGGCGGAAGCGCGGCAGAAGUGGAUUGAGGCUUUGGAAGCCCACAAGGCCGAAUCCGGGUACGGAAGCCAAGUGUCACUGCGAAGCCACGGUAGCAGUUUGUCGAUCGCAAGUUCCACAUUUUCCCGAGCUCAAGGACUUACGGAGAAAUUGAAUGAACUAGAAACCUACAGAGAUAUUUUGUGCCUCCAAAUAGACAAAUUGCAAGGGUAUUUCGAUGCUUGUGCCGAAGUCGCACCCUGGGAACCUGAAAUAGGAGACAUUGAGGAAGACUCGGUGGAAGAAGGGGUCGAGGAAUUCCUGGGGCCGACGUUGCCGGUGGGGUUCAAGGAAGGGCUGGGAAAGCUGGACGUUCAGCCAGCCAAUUUCCGCGGGGAAUCGGCAACAUUCAAGGUGCCAUUUUGCCCAUGGUUUUCCUCUGCUUGUUUGUGUUUUGUGCUAGCGACGUCGAGCGCGAUUCUCACCACUUUGGGACACUGCAUCGACACCGUGGCCCAGCGAGAAGACGUGUGGCGGAAGCGAUUGGAAAAGGAAGAGGAGAAACGGCGGCAUCUGGAAGAGAUGUGUUCUCAGGGACGCAUUUUACCCACGGGUGACAAACGGCUUCUGCUCGGACCCGAUUUCGAAGAAGGACCGCACAGUGCGUUGAAUGAAGAAGAGUUCUUCGAUGCCGUGGAAACCGGGCUGGACAAGAUUGAAGAGGAGGAUAUGUGGAGGAAGCAGACAACGGAGAGGACGGAGCAGGCCCUGAAUCACAAGCCCAGCGAGCCGUUGCAGGAACAUCCCUUGUGGCCAGUUAUUAAUUCUACUACGAAAGAGCAGCUGAAAUACGCGCUUUCCGGGAUCGAAGACGGAGUUUGGAACCUGUUUGUGAAUGAUGGGCCCUUGCGGUUGUACGAAAGGAGUGAGAUGGUGGAUGGUCUACCAGUGGAUCCACUGAAGGCGCUACACACUGUCAACGGGUUCACUGCCAAGGAAUUGUGCCACAUAUUCUUCUCUCCAGAACACCGCUAUGAGGUUGACUUUACUGUUGUAACCAUGAACAUAGUGGAAAAACUGGCAGAGAAUUGUAUGGUGUUCCACCAGACCCACAAAAGAGUGUGGCCUGCUACCCAAAGAGACUCCCUGUAUUUCUCCUACAUGACCAAGGUGGAGGAUCCAUUUGUGCUCGAGGAAUACGCGAAAGAGAAAGGUUUCAAAGACUGUUGGAUAGUGUGCAAUCAUUCGAUAGACCACGAAGGUGCACCACCGCCUGGACAGUGUAUCAGAGUCAAGUUGACUGCUUGUAUGGUUGGGAUGACUUACGUGGAUUGUCCACCUGGCGAAGAACUAAAAAGAGAGCAUUUGACGUGCAAACUUAUGUAUUGUGCUAUUGUGAAUCCUGGUGGAUGGGUACCGGUUGCUGCGAUGAAAACAGUGUACAAGCGAGAGUACCCACGUUUUGUGCGCACAUUUGUGGAACUGGUCGUCAAGAAGACCAAAGGCCAAGGAAUCAUGCUGUGACGAUUUUGAAUGGGGAUCAAAGCCCGGGGCGUGGUUUCAAUGGGGGCAUUCGAUAUCCGUGGUUUUGUAUCUUUUUUUCGCGCACAGAACCGUCCUUGUAAUCGAACAUUCAAAUGGGUGAGGUCACUUUUGAUGUACAUCUUCCGAGAGACUUCCUUUUGCUUGAGUAAGCUGUUGGAAACAAAAAACUUCAAUGGUGACCGUACCCUUAAACGUGUGGGGUGGGGAGUAUUUUCAAACCCGCUUGCAUUUAUGGGAGAAAAGUUGCAGGAAAAUACUCAGUGUUAUUCCUUUUUUUUGCGCUUGAGGCGAUUUUCAUGGGCUGACAUGGUUUGAGAAGUUCUGCUGCAUUGAUUCCUAAGCACUGCUGAUGCUGAAGUGCCUCUGCUCUACAUUAUUUUUUGCUGUGAGUUUGUUGAAAUGAAGCAUUUGUUUUCCUUGCAAAAA